Trachymyrmex cornetzi is the source of this 588-nucleotide messenger RNA. Its product is annotated as sterile alpha motif domain-containing protein 5. The record is from RefSeq and is a predicted model, not a curated record. Lineage: Eukaryota; Metazoa; Arthropoda; Insecta; Hymenoptera; Formicidae. Gene Ontology annotation, molecular function: protein binding. Bases 1 to 588 code for a protein of 195 amino acids. The transcript has a single exon.
AUGACCAUGGCAAGCAACAUCGUGGUCGAGUGGCUGCGGUCGCUCCACCUCGGCCAGUACUCGGAAUCGUUUAUCGAUAACGGCUACGACGACCUUGAGAUCUGCAAGCAGAUCGGCGAUCCGGAUCUCGAUGCGAUCGGCGUCUUCAAUCAGAAGCAUCGCGCGCGUCUGCUGCAAUCGGUGAAGACUCUACGCGAGGAAGGCGCCGCGAGUGUAUACUUCACGCUGGAGGAGACGAACGACAACAGCUGCGACAACAUCAGCUCCAAGUCGUCGAGGACGUCGUCCGACAGACCACCCAGCGAUAAGGAGGCGCAACGAGCGUCGCCCACGGCCAGCUCCUCCAGCGGCGGUCAGGAGCUGACGAAGUUCGCGGACGAGUACGAGGAAGGCAAGGCCGAGCUGGUGAGAAUUCCCAGGAUGCAACUGAGGAUGCUGCUGCAGGAGAAGCUCAGACACGACGGCAUCAGGCUGGCCUGCCAACCGUACACCACACCGGUAAGUCAAUUUACUUUGGAGGGAAACUCCGUUACGACAUGUAGUCUGUCGCUAGAGAAUAUAGAUAUCGACGAAUAUCGUAUAAGUUGA